Messenger RNA from Ceutorhynchus assimilis (cabbage seed weevil), 754 nucleotides. Lineage: Eukaryota; Metazoa; Arthropoda; Insecta; Coleoptera; Curculionidae. The record is from the annotation of a GenBank genome assembly.
AGCAGUUUGAUUCGAAGGAAAAAUGUUUAAAUUAAAGGCGUUUACCGUUGUGACUUUGGUAGUGCUUUAUCAGCCAUUUGUUGCAGAAGCAUCCACCAAAGAUGACGUUAAAAAAGCAUUCCAUAGUCUUAUGGCAGAAAUAGACAGAGUUUUAACUCAAGCUCAGAAUGCUCUUAAUAAGGCCUUGAACACCGUUAAAGCUAAAGCAACAGAAUUAGAGGGUAAAGCAAACGCUGAACUGGACAAGGUUUUACAGCCACUCAGAAAGAAAUUGAAUGACUUAGUUGCUAAAGCUAAAGCCAAAGGUUUUGAUGUGGCCAAGUGUCAAAAGUACGUGGACGAUUUUUCUCAAACACCCAACACCCUUGCCCACAACCUAAUUGAAUGCAUUAACAAACAAAUAUCGAAAGCUCAAGACUUGGUUAAUGAUGCACUGAACAGAUCCAAAGCAAUCGAGCGAGAUCUCAACACUAUCGAUACUGAUAUCGACAAAUGUAACGGAAACGCUUGGAAGCAAGCGAAAUGCUAUGCAAAAAUACUCGAAAAAAUUGAAAAAGAUACUAAAGACGCACCAGCAAAAAUAAUGGCCGAUGUUGCUCAAGUUACGGAGUUGGUUACGAACUUGCUCCCUCAUUUGCAAGAAUGUUCUGUGGAGGAAUUGAAGCAUUCUGGAGAACAGGCUGCAAAGGAUGUGGCAGAAUUUGCCAUUUGCGCCGCAGUUUGAAACCCAGAAAUGGAAACAUAUCUAGCUUCU